AUGAAUUCCUCGACGGUUAACGCCCGACAGAGGCGCAUUAUCCAAUUAUCACAGCAAUGGGGUUUCUCACUACCACCCAAUGCCCCUACUCCUCUCACGCGACCACCUCACCCAACCUCUUUCCGAACUCACGGUGAUGAUGAAGUCGCUGAGGGCCUGCUGCAGAGGCGGUCCGCUGAAGUCGCACAGCUGCGACCUAAGAGUGGUUUGUCGCGAGCCUUCUCGUCGAGUAACCUGAAAAAAGGAAAGCAUUGGGAUACCAAAGAGAUACUAAACGUAUUGAAUUCUUGGGUCGACAGUUCAGGCUCGCCCGGUGUAGCCGAAUCUUUGAUUGCGAAAUUGGCUGCAGCCGGUGUCGACCUAGGUGGUAUGCAGACUCAGAAGCAGGGAUUAUUAAACAGAAGAAAAAGCGUUGAACAUGGCCUUGAUCGAACUCGUCUUCUCAAGUCCGCAAUCGAACGAGACCAGCUAGACAUGGUACAUGUGCUUAUACCGCAUGCUGACCCAUUGACCCUCGAUAUUUGUCUUCCAGCUGCGGUAAGAACUAGAAAUGCACGAAUCGUUGAGGUCCUAUUGAGGUAUGGGGCAAAUGCAUCCAACACCGCGGAGGGGCAGGACGAAUUCCGCAAAGCGUGCUCUGUUCCAGCUUUAUCAGAGAUCGCAUCGCUCAUUCUAAGAUCUGAUGGACGGCCAGAAGAAAUAUGCACAUCGCAGGCGCUUACCGACGCCACAAGAGCACAAUGUUUCGACACUGUUUUACAUCUGAGUCGUUCCACCGCAGAUGGGAAUUACAAUAACGCUGAAGCUCUCAAGAUCGCUAUCAACGACCAGCGAAGAGAUAUCGCAAUGGCAAUUGCCACGGGAAACAAGUCGCCUCAAAGUCCCGGCCUUGAUGAGGCUUUCGAGCAGCUCAUGAACAACACAGAACUAGAACCACGGUCAAAACUUGACUUUGCUGAGCUUCUGCUUUGUUGCGGCGCCCAGGGCCCUAUACUGGAAAGAUCACUUGAAGUGGCCUGCGAGACACAGUUCUUUGAUAUGGCUGACCUUUUGGCUCGUUAUGGGGCUUCAAUCGAGCACAACGACGCUUCUGCUUUGAAAACCGCCAUCUCAAAGGGCCAAACCAGCCUUGUGGGCUCUCUUCUCAACGGAUCGUCCAAGAUUGAUCCUACGUUGGCAUCAAGUUGUGUCCCUCUGAUUCCUGAGCAUGCAGAUCCUGGAACUCGACAAAAUUUGCUAUACUCGCUCCUCAGACGGGGAGCAAAUGGCGAUGUCCUGAAUGAUUGCCUCAUUCUAGCUGCUAACGCCGGGGACGCUCAUUCUGUAGAACUUCUACUCAACCCUCACUUUCGCGAGCCACCCAGUGGGAAGCAAAAUGGGCAGGUAAAGCCACGCAUCACUAACCGUCACGCUGUUGCAUCGCCUGAUUAUCAGAACGGAGAGGCCCUACGCAUAGCAAUCCUAGCCGGAAAUGCAGACAUGGCAGCCAAAAUCCUGUUUGCAAGACCUUCAAACGAAACACUUACCGCAAUAUUUCCUCUAGUCAAGAGCCUCCCCCCGACGGAUCGAUAUCGUAUGGUUGAGAUGUUCCUAAGGGGAGCUCUCACCGGCCCAGCUUUGCACAAGGCUCUUCAAGAUGCAAUCAGUGAAGACCCUUCCCAGAGAGAUGAUGCUCUGAUCGAUCUUUUACUCAAGUAUAAUGCGGACAUCAAUUAUGACGAUGGCGCUGGACUCACCCAGAUCAUAAAUCAGAUGGACCUGGGGUUAUUCACCAAAUUGAUGCAAAACGCUUCUCCCCAGACAGCAGCUGCGCAUGUCAACAAUGUGAUGAGUAUCGAUAACCACCAAAUCAGGUACGAGAUGAUGUCAAUGCUGUUCAACGCCAGGGCGAGCGUCGCUGGACAACAGGUCGCGGAAGCUCUCCUUGCGAAUAUAUCGGAAAUACCUGUUGACAUGUCUCUUCUUCGACUUAUCCUUGAACAAGGAAGGCCAGACAUCAACGGCCUCAAUGGCCAUAUUCUGCAGAAAGCCGCCCAAACCCCUGACCCCAAGGUUAUUGAUCUGAUCCUGACCUUGGGCAAACACAACCAUGACACCAUCUCUGUUUGUCUCGAAGGACUAGCAAAAAUCCCUUCCAGCGAGAACAAAGCGUGGAAGCUUGAUGUUAUUCUGACCAGAUCACCCAAGAAGAUCAACCUGGAUGCAAUGCUUGUGCAUGAAGUCCAGACUCUUAUCGAGGACAAAUCUGGCAAUGCCUCGUUCAAAACGCUGCAGAAACUUUUGGAUCGCGGCGCCGAUGUGAACGCUUUCCAGGCAAGAGCACUAUGCAGUGCGGUCAAAGGAGCGAAGGACACGAUAGUUGACACCCUGUUCGCUAGUGAGAAACCACCGACAGCGGCAUCACUAGCAUUCGCUCUUCCGCAGGCCCUAAAGAUCUCGGAUCCUAUGACCCGCUUGACUUUCACUAAGAGUCUAGUAGAAUCUGGAGCCUCCCCUCGUGAAGUCAACAGAGCAUUGAUCCAUGCUAUUAGCCAUUUCACUACAGACGUAGCUUUGAUAUGCGUUCUAGCCACUUAUGCUGAUGCGUCUGAUGGAGAAGCCCUGACACUCGCUGUUACCAGAGAGUCAGUCGAAGUCUUGGAUCUUCUUCUCCCACAGCUCAAGCAUACGGAUGAGACCAGAGAUUCUUGCUUGGAUCAGGCGAUGAAGAUCGCCGACUGGACGGUUCGUCUUGAUAUCUGCAAUCGUCUAGCAAAAUCUGGCGUUUCAUCUCAAGCAGCCUCUAACGCUCUGCUUGUCGCGGCGAGGGAUGGUGAUCUCGAACUUGGGGAUAUUCUUAUUGCUCAUGGUGCCAGUAUUUCCACCAACGGAGGUCAAGCUAUCAUUGAAGCAUGCCGCGGUGGCUCUGUUGAAGUUCUUGAUGUGCUUCUCAAGUCCAACGCCGAUACUCAGAAGAUGACAUUGGAGCGUGGAUUCCAAGCUGCAACUGAGGUUAGAGAUUUGAACAAAAGGGCAAUGGUCUUUCAGCGUCUCCUCAAGAGGGGUGUUUCUGGAGAGGUUGUCGACAUUCAGCUCGUUUCAGCUGCAAAGUACGGCGAAGAGGGACAUGAAGUGUUGCGUGUUUUGCUGGCAGCGGGUGCAGACCCCAACUACAGUAACGGCGAGGCAGUUGUGGCAGCAACCCGAAGUGCCUUUGUCGGUAGUCUUGAGUUAUUGUUGGGAUUGUGGCACGAGGGCGGUAAUCAGAAAAAGGCAUCGCCUCCGACUUUGGUUAGGGCCAUGAAGGCAAGCUGGAAGCUUAACCAAGAUACCAGGCUGCAUAUAGUUCAAGAUCUGAUGAAGGCAGGCAUGCCAGCUGUGGAUGAAGUCCACAUCGCCUUGAGCAAGGCAGUUGGUGAAGACGAACCAGAUGAACGACUAAUACAGGUCUUGCUUGAUUCUGGAGCAUCGCCGUUCACAAACGGUUGCUUUGCCCUUACCCAAGCUGUGCAAGGUGUCAAGGUUGCGGCACUAGAUCUUCUCCUGGGCAGUAAGAUCGACGAGGACGAGAUACUCAAGCUUUUCGAAAAUGGAUUCUCAGAGACACAGUUCAGCACAUGGUUCUCCCCGAACGGUCUAGAGGUUGCAAAAAUGCUUCUAGCGAAAGGGGCUAAGGGAUUGGCUGUCAGCAGUGCUCUGGUGCAGGUGAUGAAGAAUAGCACAGACGAGACUGAGUCAUUGGCUGAUGAGUUUGUUGACUUGUUUGUCGCUCAUGGGGUUGAUAUUGACUUUGAGAAUGGAGAACCUCUGAUUUGCGCGGCAUCAAAGGGUAAUGCCCAUUGGACAGAAAGGCUGCUUGCUUGCAAGCCAUCACCACAGACUCUCACGCUUGCUUUUGAGCGUGUGUUUGAUACGGCAAGGUCACCUGAUGAGGUUCUGAAGCUGUUUGAACUCUUUUCGGGAUAUCGCGAUGGAGAGGUCGGGCUAGAUGUCAUGACGCGGAGUACUGGGUCUGAUCCGAUUCUCAUCAGGGCGAUUUCGCAGUAUCCUAGGUCGACAGAGCUGCUGCAGACGUUGUUGGAUGCUGGUUUCUAUCACGAUCAGACAACAACAUAUCGUAUCCACGACAGCGUGGAUGAGCUUGAAGAGGUGACGGUGCUGGCCUGGGCAAUUGCUCAACCACAGAAGAAGGUCAGCUCGGCACUGAUUAAGAUGCUCAUUCAGCGUGGUGCGAACGUCAACUUCGAGACAACAAUCAGUCGAACCACCCCUCUUAUGAUCGCUAUCCAAGCUCGCCGACCCGAUAUAGUUAAGGAACUACUCAUUGAAGGAGCGAGCGUCGAUAUUACCGAUGCCAUGGGCAGAACACCUCUUGCGAUGGCCACCGAUAUUGGUGGUGAGCUGUCGACUCGCAUGAUGGGCAACUUACUAGCAUUUGAUCAAUCGAAGGAUGAUGGAUCUCUACACAACUCCGCUAGAGAACUUAACUUUGCAGCAGUAUCAGUUCUAGUGGAACAUGGCCAUCAUCCUGACUUCCCUAGUCCACUACAUGAUGGAAGAUCUGCUUUGGGUGAAGUCUGUCGCCAUGGCGCAGGGUCUGGUAAAAUGACAGCAGAUGCAGAGAAGCUCAUGCAGAAGGUCAUGACGUUCUUGAUUGACGCUGGCUCAGAUUUGACCCUGCAGUCGCAUGGAAAGUCUCUGCUUCUUCUCUGCUUCGAUUCUACAGACCCUAUUGUCACUACUCGCAGUUUCUUGAAAGUGGCUAUGUGGAAGGAGAUCAACAAACCGUUCAACCAUUACACUGAUGGCGAGUUUACGUAUUCUCCGACCAUGUACGUCAGCAAAGUGAUGCCCGAAUCGGAUACUCGAGACCAGCUUCUCAGCCUUCUUCGGGCGAACAGAGCAGUGGAUGUCUACUACGCCAACUCUGGAGACCAGCCUGAUGAUGCAGUUGGUCUCCCCAAUGAUAUGGUAGUCCAAGAACGCGAAAGAAAAGCCAGAUUACGACGACUGGCACUUGAAACUGAAGACCACGCUAUUGCGCUCGCACGAGCAAAAGAAGUGGCCAGUGUGGAGAGAGAGAUUUGGAAUCACAAGGCAGAGAUCGAGGACGCCCGCCGUCGCAGACUUCACAACGAAGAUAUCAAUGCAAUCCGACAAAAGGCUGAUCUUGAAGAAACGCUCUUCCUAGCAGCUGUCAAGAGACGACAGCUGGAGCAGAGCAAGGUUACGCAGUCCAGUCUCGAGCGUAUUCAACAAGUCGCCGCAGCUGAACUCCUAGCCGAAGAGACCAGACAACAGAAGAUGAUUGAGUGGGAAUCUAAAUUGAACUCUGAACGAGCCGGUAAUGCGCAAGCACUCAGUAGUCUACGCAUCAGUGAGCGUGAAGAGUUGGAACGCAUCGAACGCGGUGCAGAUGAGAGAGUCAAGAGGAGACUCGAGGCACAGAAAAAAUUGGUUGAGACGCAGGAGAGAUUGGCAAAGAGACUUGCUUCAGGACCUGGAGGGGGAGCGGAUGCCAGGAGGCAGAUUGGAUUCGUGGAAGAGAUUAAUUAA
Messenger RNA from Fusarium fujikuroi IMI 58289, 5535 nucleotides. RefSeq lists its product as uncharacterized. The record is from RefSeq and is a predicted model, not a curated record. Gene Ontology annotation, molecular function: protein binding. Bases 1 to 5535 code for a protein of 1844 amino acids. The transcript is spliced from 3 exons. NCBI's taxonomy places the organism in Eukaryota, Fungi, Ascomycota, Sordariomycetes, Hypocreales, Nectriaceae.